UACAGACAACACACAAACAAACACACAGCAGACACACUCACACACAUACGCCGAUCACGUACACAUAGAGUGAUUCAAAACGCAGCCCGAUUGGUACCGCUUGAUCGCGCGCGAACGUAUCUUCCCGGUGUCACCGAAGACGAUUGUCGAUUACCGAUCAUCGUUAGGAAGUUACGCAUACGAUCGCGAACUUGAUCCGAGUUCGCAGAACGGAUCGGUAAGCAUGAUGGAUUCGGUGCCGGUGACGGCGUCGGGGUCGAUGACUCCGUCGCAGCAACAGCAACAGCAGGCACAGAAGAAAGGAGUCUCGUUCGAGUUCUCCACUUCGCCAGAUCUGGAGACCGGAUUCGAGCCGCAGACCCGCGCGCGAUCGAAUACAUGGCCGUUACCCCGACCAGAAGGAUACGUGGAGGGUAACGCGCCAACCGCGAAGGAAGGCGCCGAAGGUGGCACGCCGCCCCAUCAGGCGCAGCUCGCCCAGGGUCUGCUGCCGGUGAAGAAGAACUCGUCAAGGAGGAACGCCUGGGGGAACCUGAGCUACGCCGACCUCAUCACCCAGGCGAUCACCAGCGCGCCCGACCAGCGGCUCACCCUCUCGCAGAUCUACGAGUGGAUGGUCCAGAACGUCUCCUACUUCAAGGACAAGGGUGACAACAAUAGCAGCGCCGGUUGGAAGAAUUCUAUACGUCACAACUUGUCGCUGCACAGUAGGUUCAUGCGGGUACAGAACGAAGGAACCGGCAAAAGUUCCUGGUGGAUGAUCAAUCGCGACGCCAAGCCGGGUAAAUCCGCCCGUCGCAGAGCUACUACUAUGGAGAGCACUGGCAGUCUAGAGAAACGACGUGGCCGCUCGAAGAAGAUCGCCGAGGCUCUGAGGAACGGCGGACUGCUGGCCGAGCCCACGUCCAGUCCCAGUAGCAGCGUCGGAGAAGGUCUGGACCUGUUUCCGGAUAGUCCCCUGCCACCUGCCAGCGGAUUCCAGCUUUCCUCUGACUUCCGUCCUCGCGCCUCGAGUAACGCUUCCUCCUGUGGCCGAUUGAGUCCUAUCCCAGCAGUUCUCGGGGAACCAGAUUGGACACCGACCUAUGCGUCUUCUUAUAGUCCGGAUCAACAAUUAGCAGAUACGAUCCUAGCAGGCAACCUGGCCGAGACAAUGAAACUAGAACCUUACCAAAUAUACCAGACAUCACCGCCGGCCGGUCACCAACAGCAAACGGGCCCGCCGCCACCUUACUACGAAGCGCAGUAUCAGAGGAAUAACGGCCUACGCACUUCGUCAUCCGCAUCUUAUGGCCUGCCACCUACUCCGCAAUCGGCCAAUCAGCAACGAUGUCCGAUUCACGGUCUGCAGCCGUGCGCCUGUCAGAUGAACUUGAGUCCCGGCAUGUCACCGUCCGGUAUGUCACCGUCGUAUCAACAGAGCGAGCCCAGUCCUACGGCACUGAGCAGCAAUCAACAGCAAACGCUGCAAUACAUGAUUCAGACGCAACAGCGUCAACAGCAACAACAGCAGCAGCAACAGCAACAACAACAACCGCCACAUCAGCCACAGCAUCAGCCAGCACAAACUGGACCAGCUGGUCCCAGCCCACCUAACACGCCGACACCCUGUCCCGCCACAGCCAGCACCAUGAUGGGCCAGCUGAUGGGUGCGCUCAAUCAUUCCGCCCUCGAUGACCUUAACAUCAACAUCGAGGCAAUGCACGGCGGGUUCGACUGCAAUGUUGAGGAAGUAAUUAGGCAUGAAUUGUCGAUGGGUGGCACGCUGGAUUUUAACUUCCAGCAGGGAGUGAUGGGCACCGUGCAGGUCAGUGACGGCAACGUCGUUGGGCAGAAUGGCGGAGUCGUUUCCCAGAACACAGGCGUCGUCAUCGGCACAACGACCGGCAACGCGCCGGGCGUCUACGUAAGCACGAAUGCGGCAACCCCCGCCGCUACCCCUUCGUGGGUUCACUAGCAGUUAACCCCCCUGCCCUCGACACCCCCGUCGUCCUUGCCGAUGUCGAUGUUGUCCGACGGAUCGCUGGAUAACUUCUGUGGGACGACCGAAGGGCAGUUUAUCGAUGUUUCUGCAGAUGCUCGACAUGCCGAGGACGAGAGGGUGAACCGACGACUUGUGAUAAGAUAUAGACAUAAUGAUGCCAGAUCACGACGAAAUACGUACUUCAAAAAUGCCAAUUUACGUUAGUGCAAUUGUGGUGCGAGAAACUAUCGCCGCGAGUGCGAUUAACGUCGGCGAGGGCUUCAUCAUCGUUUCAUCAAACGUCUUCAGCUUUUGUAACAAUGAGCCGGUGCUCAAGAUAGGCCGAAGAUGCUUAUGACGAUUACGAGGUUACGAGCUCUCACGGAUUUAAGAAAAUUUUC
Molecule: messenger RNA, 2364 nt
Organism: Mycetomoellerius zeteki
Lineage: Eukaryota; Metazoa; Arthropoda; Insecta; Hymenoptera; Formicidae
Gene: foxo
Product: forkhead box, sub-group O
Exons: 8
Coding region: 224-1957 (577 amino acids)
Biological process (GO): regulation of transcription by RNA polymerase II
Cellular component (GO): nucleus
Molecular function (GO): RNA polymerase II cis-regulatory region sequence-specific DNA binding; DNA-binding transcription factor activity, RNA polymerase II-specific
Source: RefSeq, a predicted model, not a curated record